Messenger RNA from Hyposmocoma kahamanoa, 2592 nucleotides. RefSeq names its product tumor susceptibility gene 101 protein (gene TSG101). Gene Ontology annotation, cellular component: ESCRT I complex. Gene Ontology annotation, biological process: protein modification process; protein transport; endosome to lysosome transport. NCBI's taxonomy places the organism in Eukaryota, Metazoa, Arthropoda, Insecta, Lepidoptera, Cosmopterigidae. Gene Ontology annotation, molecular function: ubiquitin binding. The record is from RefSeq and is a predicted model, not a curated record. The transcript has a single exon. Bases 28 to 1230 code for a protein of 400 amino acids.
UCUAGUAGAUUACUUUUGUUGUUAAUCAUGGCUAAUGACGAAGUGGUACUGAAGCAGUAUUUGACUAAAUACAGGCAUAGGGACUAUACUUGCCGCGAGGUAAUCAACCUGAUACAAGUGUACAGAAGUUUGACCUUUCGUCUGGAAGGCUUUGUCUUUAACAAUGGCACACGGAAGGACCUCCUAAAUCUCGAGGGCACGAUCCCAGUGAACUACAAAGGUACUUUCUAUAACAUUCCUGUGUGCAUAUGGCUAAUGGACACACACCCACAAAAUGCGCCGUUGUGUUUCGUGAAACCGACCCCAGACAUGUCUAUAAAGGUCUCAAGGUACGUCGACACUAACGGAAAAGUGUACCUUCCAUAUCUUCACGAGUGGACUCAAACUGGUUCUACUUUGCAGCAACUUAUUCAGUGUAUGAUCACUGCCUUUGGUGAGAUUCCUCCCGUCUAUUCUAAGCCUCGGACUGAAGCUAGACCACCUUAUCCAGUCAAUUCGUUCAUGCCUCAACCUUCUGGUUACCCUUACCCUCAAGUUUCUCCACAACCAGGCUACCCUACAUCUACACCUUAUCCCACAGCUUCAAACUUGCCAUACCCAGCAUAUGGGGCGCCAUAUCCUGGAGCGGUUAAUUCGAAUGGGUCACCAUAUCCGCCUGCUACAAAUCCGACACCAUACCCACCAACUUCAGGGUAUGGUCCUAGCCCUGAUGUGGGUGGGGGCACAAUAACUGAGGAGCACAUAAAGGCGUCUUUACUCUCAGCUGUAGAAGAUAAACUAAGGAGACGAUUGAAGGAGCAGUCUCAACAAUCACAAGCUGAGUUGGAAACCUUGAGACGUACACAACAUGAGCUUCGUGAAGGUAAAGCCAGACUUGAGGAUAUACUUGCUAAACUACAGAGAGAAAGGUCGGAGUUAGACAAGAAUGUAGCUAUUCUUCAAGAGAAAGAAAAGGAAUUAGGAGCUGCAGUUGAACGCUUAGCUGAGCAAGAGGGUGUUGAUGUUGAUGAGGCAGUUGUGACUACAGCUCCAUUAUAUUCCCAGCUUUUGAACGCUUUUGCUGAGGAGGCAACACUUGAGGAUGCUAUUUAUUACAUGGGAGAGGCACUUCGUAAAGAAGUGAUUGAUUUGGAUACGUUUUUGAAGCAAGUUCGUACUUUGGCACGUCGACAGUUUACUCUACGCGCAUUGAUGCACAAAUGCAGGCAAAAAGCGCAACUUGCGUGCUAGUACUAUUGUCUAUAGGCACUGAAAAGGGUAUAGUUAUAUUAAAUACCCAGUGUAAGUGCCUGUGAAGUCACCAUACACAGCAAAAUGGCGGUUGAAUUGAUAAGAAUUUGUCUUAUACUAUAUUAAUAAGUAUGUCACUUUUGCUAGUACUCUAUUUAAAUGAUCAGAUUGUUAAUGAACUAUAUCUCACUUUUAAUAGAAGAAUGCCCUAAAAUCUUACAUUCUCUACAUUAACAGUUAUGUUGAAAGUUAAAUGUUAAAAACAAGAUCCACAUCUAGUUUAUAAUUUCUGUAACCAUUAGUGUUAAUGAAUAUCAUUGUUUAUCAUUAAAUGUGAUAUCAUGUUAUCCUUAGAAAAAGUAUACACUUAUGGAUUAUUUACCUUUUUACUUGAUCUAUUAAAAAUACUCUUCACUUUGGUCGUCAUUGCUUCAAAAUGUUUGAAUUCCAUUAUAGACGGAAUCUACUAAAUUUAGAAGUAUUAACAAUUGGCUUUUUCUAUAAUUCUCUGAUAUAAGUGAUAGACAAUAAAAAUCUAUUGGUUUAUAAAUUUUUUCAUGAAAAUGCAACAUUAUACAUAUUAUGUAGUUUUAUUGUUGCACUAGAUGUUUGUAGAAGUAGUAGUGCCAUUUGAAAAGAGAAUGAGUGUAAAGUAUGAGUUCAAAGACAGCUUUAUAUACUUUGUUACUACAAGAAGCAUUUACACGAAAAAAAAUUUAGGCCUAAUAUUUACCCAUAUGUUAUCCAAAACAUUAUAGGUAAUGUACAUUUAUUAAUAAUCGACAAAUGGAAGGUCUUGCAAACAUUCUAUUACAUCCCGUUAUGAGGUUAGGGUCUAGCAGUCAAGAUUCCCAGAAACUUGUAUUGUAGUGUAAUUUUAUAAUCACAUAUUUAUUAAUUACAUAGUUUAUUUGAGAUAGUUUACACUUUAUAUCUCUGCCACGACCAGUUUGAGUAAUCGGCCAUUUUAAAUAUGGUGUUGACCAAACUUUACAAUCACAAGUGGAAAACCAAUUUAUGUGUGACGAGUGUAAAGUGUACAAAUAUUUUAUUUUUACUUAGCUGUAUGAAUUGCAAUUUAUUUAAUUUUUAUUUCGCUCAGGAUAAUGAGGACUGCUUUGUUCAUUCAUUAGUUGUACAGUAUACUGUUAAUAUAAUUAAUUAUAGACAAUUUUGGUAACUUACUGGGAGAUUAUUGUUAAUCAUUUUUUUAUAUCUUGAAUGUUUUAUGCUAAAACUUUAAUUGAAUUUCUACUAUAAAUUACGAUAAAUUGAUGGUUUUACUUGUAUUCGGGUAGGCUGUGCCUGAGAGAUCUCACUUUUACAACGGAAUGAAAAUGCACCAUAAAUGUUUAAUUCCAU